Messenger RNA from Prorocentrum cordatum, 710 nucleotides. The record is from the annotation of a GenBank genome assembly. Lineage: Eukaryota; Dinophyceae; Prorocentrales; Prorocentraceae.
AGCCGCCCUGGCUUGGGGCGCUGCGCCCGCCGGCCAGGGCGAGGGCUCCGAGCUUUGGCCGCCCCCCGCGCGGCCAUCCGCGGAGGUUGCCACCGAUGUCGCUCUUGCCGGGCCAGGCGCCCACCAAGAAGUUGAGAUUGGACGAGGCGUUGAAGCCUGCAGGCUAUGAGGGCGGCGUCGGUCGAGGCGCCAAGGUGCCCAUGCAGACCCGCGCGGACAUGGGCUUCGGAGGCGCGGUGCCGCCGAAGCGAGGAACUGACGCCAUGUUCGGCAAUGCCCCUCCAGGCUACGUGCCCGGCCGUGGCCGUGGCGCUACCGGCUUCAUCGGUGGCGUCAGCCGAGACGAGGUCGACCGAGAUGAUGACAAGGCCCCGCCCGCUCAGAAGAAGGGUGCCAUCCUUUUGCCAGGUUCCACCACGUCGGCGCUCGUCCGCGCAUUGAGCCUGCCAUACAUGGCAAGGUUUUGCCAUCGACUUCUCUGCGAUGCGGCUGUCAUGCGUAACUACUGGGCCUCAUCCAGGACGUAGACGACGUCCUCGUUAACCCUGCUCUGUCACGAUGCUCUGCAUUUUGCGGGAAGCAACUGCGGCUGGCUCCCAGCAUUCUGCGAGGAAAGUACGGCUUUUACAACGACGAUCCCGGGUUGCCAUCGAUCGGGCACGCAAUCGGUGAUGCACGCCGAAUUUGUUCGUUAAAGCAGUGUGGGUGAG